UCGACAUGCCUGCUGGCGGAUGUGGCCUGUCUUUGCAAGGACCUGACCUUCAUCUCGUCCGUGGAGACAUGCGUAAAGGCUAGCUGCAUAGUCGAGGAUGCUCUAGUCGUCAAGAACGCGUCGGCUACUGCAUGUGGGAUCGAGUCCACGAAUGCCAGCCCUAACUUCGCGGUGACGUCGAUCGUCAUGUGCGGCUUGGCCAUCUUCUUUACCAUUAUGCGCAUCAUAUACCGGCAAUGGCUCACGCAGCUGGGCCUCGGCGCCGACGACUGGACCACAAUCAUAACGGCCUUGAGCUGUAUCCUGGCUGCGUACCUGAACACGCGCAUGGCUGAAUACGGAGUCGGCCAGGACAUCUGGACUCUCACGCCAUAUCAGAUCACCAUGUUUGGCCAGAUGUUCUGGUACCUGGCCAUGGUGUACUUUCUCGAUAUCGCCCUACUAAAGCUGUCGAUCCUCUUCUUUUUCCUCAGGAUAUUCCCAGAUGCUACCUUCCGCCGGAUUAUAUGGAUAACAAUAGUAGUGGUCGGCUUAUUUGGGGCCGCCUAUGUGCUGGCUGCCAUGUUCCAAUGCUGGCCAAUCAGUUACAACUGGACGAAAUGGAACGACCGCGACAACCAAGGCCAAUGCGUAGAUUACGCCCGUAUUGCUUGGGCCAAUGCCGCAGUGGGUAUUGCCCUGGACUUCUGGAUACUAUACCUGCCGCUGUCCCAGAUCUCGACGCUCAACAUGGACUGGAGGAAAAAGCUUGGCAUCUCCGCGAUGUUCGUGGUUGGCACCUUUGUCACAAUCGUCUCCAUUGUCCGGCUCGCAUCUCUCAUCCAGUUCAACAGCAGCGACAAUGUCACACAUGACACGGCCGGCAUUGCGAUGUGGUCGACUGUAGAGAUCACCACUGGCGUCAUCUGUACCUGCAUGCCUACGAUGCGUCUCAUCCUCGUUCGACUCUGGCCUAACAUCUUCGGGUCGAGAUCAUCCACUAAGGCCUCCGAUGGACCAUAUCCUCCUCGAAGUGGCGGUGGGUUUUCCUUCCGCAAAAGGGGCACCGCUGCAGGUGACGGAGGAAGCCACCCGCAGCAAGCCAAACGGUCGACCACCCAUAGAUCUGGUAGCCGCUUCUCCUCGUACGGACGCCCCACAUCCUUCUUCAGCGGUCAGAACAGAGAGGGUGCCAUGACCAGCCUCGGGUGUCCAGAUCGCCUUGAGAGACUCGAGUCAAUGGAUGACGACGCCAUCCAGCUCCGGCCAAACGUUGGUCACCCGUCUUCCCCGGUGUACUUGGCAGAGAGCACCUCUACAUCAAGCUCGGAGCUCUAUUUAUCCGGGAGCGGAGCAGAUCAGCAAGGGAUCAAGGUCGUAACGACUGUGGAAGUCAAGCACUAG
This is a messenger RNA of Microdochium trichocladiopsis, 1383 nucleotides long. RefSeq lists its product as uncharacterized. The annotation marks the transcript as partial. The transcript has 4 exons. The record is from RefSeq and is a predicted model, not a curated record. NCBI's taxonomy places the organism in Eukaryota, Fungi, Ascomycota, Sordariomycetes, Xylariales, Microdochiaceae.